AUGGAAGAUUCACUCCGGUCCCUGCGAGACGCUUGCGUUAAUCCAGAUUCCUUCUUUGCUACUCCCCAGGCAGACCUCCUGCGGCUGGUCUACAAAGAAUUCGCCAAUGAAAUCGAUCGUCUCAAGCGAGCAUAUUCUAUUCGUGAGGGCCAAAUAUCCGUGAGCAACGAAACUCCGUCUUAUGUUCUAUACCAAUCCAACUAUGAUGAAGUGAACCGUACGCUAGUCGGAUUUCUAUCCCUGCGUUGGAUUCACCUUGGACAAUAUGAAAGUUUCGUCAGUUCACAACCGCCAGAGGUAAAAUUGACUAUAGAGUCAUUCACAUGGAUUCGAGAUUUUUACAAGGCAAUUAUUGUGGAACCAGAUACUCUUUAUGCUCUGAUAACCUCAAUAAUAACCAAUGAUUUGGGCAAAGACCCACAAUUGGCCUUUGAUUACUACAAUGUGACCGGGAUAGACAUAUCAGAUCUUAAUCACGACGCUAUCCUUCUCAAGGCUUGUCAAGCUGGGUUGAUAAGGUCACUCGAUCGCUUGCCUAUCGAAUACAAGAACCAUCUCAUCGGUGGCAUUGAGCUCGGAGCCACGUUCAACUUUGGCCAAUUGGCCCAAGCCGAAAAUGUACCUGCGUGCCUAUCUGGCUUGAAACGGAUGAAAAACAACCCGAUCUGCUUCCAGCUCCGAUUUAUGGAGCAAAUACUAGAUAUUGCGGGUGCAGCAGGACAUAUGGACAGCACAUGCGCAAAGAAACUUAUACAACCAAUCUUUGAAUCCUAUAGAAAUGUCUUCGAUGCAUGUCAAAAUCUCACUGCUGGCUCCUCGAAUCUUCGAAAUGCGUACGAUCUGAUCCUGACUCGACGAGCAAAUUGGCUUCAUGAAUGCGGAUUCUCGUUCUUAGACGUCAAUAUUGCAGAUAACCGUGCAUUGCUACGUUUAUUAUGCAUGGGAAAUGUUACAACUUCGGAAAGGGCAUCUUUAUUCGAAGGGACAUGGAAUUUGAUUGAAGAGGAUACCAGAGAAAGUUUAAUUUAUGCACUCAACCUGGACGGCCUGAGUGGAGAGCCUGCUGUUCAACCAACAUAUGUGCCUGCGCUUCUCAGUCGCAUUAAAGAAGAAUUGCCACUUACAUGUGCUUUACGCUACUUGUCUCGAGUCAUGGAUCUAUCUGAAUCUGUUGACCCCUCGGUCUUGGUCGUUGAGCGGUCUCUAUUGGGCGUGAUUAAGAAUUGUGUGGAAGGUGGACAGUUCAAUGCAGAUCCUACUAUUUUAGAAUCACUUGAAGUACCCGAAGGAGUGUUCGCUUUAAAGGAAUGA
Penicillium angulare is the source of this 1311-nucleotide messenger RNA. RefSeq lists its product as uncharacterized. The record is from RefSeq and is a predicted model, not a curated record. NCBI's taxonomy places the organism in Eukaryota, Fungi, Ascomycota, Eurotiomycetes, Eurotiales, Aspergillaceae. Bases 1 to 1311 code for a protein of 436 amino acids. The transcript has a single exon.